AACUAAUUUCGCCCACUCAUAGUGCAUCCCUAUCUGUUUUGGAAAAGCCAAGAGAUCAUUCUAUUUCACACCACUCUCUCUUAUUGUUUUUAGUCUCCCCCACCACUCUCUGUAUCUGACACACUCGGACACAGGGCCAUAUUCCAGUUGAAGGAGCUCCUGUCUUGGUCCUUCUUCAGUGAGGAGCAAACAUGGCACAGAUUCUGGCACCGUCUAUACAAUGGCAGAUGAAGAUCACUAAAAGCUCUCACAAAGCAAGUCCCAUUACAUCAAACAUGUGGGGUUCUUUGCUGGUGAGACAUGAUAAGAAAGGAGCACCUACCAACUCCGCCAAGUUCAGAGCUCUGGCGAUCAAGGCUGAAAGUGGCGUCGUUAACAGGAUAGAGAAGUUACUUAACAUGGACAUCACUCCAUACACUGAUAAGAUAAUUGCUGAGUACAUUUGGGUUGGAGGGACAGGAAUUGAUGUGCGCAGCAAAUCAAGGACAAUACCAAAGCCCGUUGAGCAUCCCUCUGAGCUUCCUAAGUGGAACUAUGAUGGAUCUAGCACUGGACAAGCACCAGGUGAAGACAGUGAAGUAAUCCUAUAUCCUCAAGCAAUUUUUAAAGAUCCCUUCCGCGGUGGAAACAACAUUUUGGUAAUUUGUGAUUCUUAUACACCAGCUGGAGAGCCUAUCCCAACAAACAAACGACACAGAGCUGCUGAAAUCCUUAGUAACCCAAAGGUCAUAGCCGAAGUUCCAUGGUAUGGAAUAGAACAAGAGUACACCUUACUUCAAUCAAAUGUGAAAUGGCCUUUGGGUUGGCCAGUUGGAGCUUAUCCUGGUCCUCAGGGUCCUUAUUACUGCAGUGCGGGGGCAGACAAGUCUUUUGGCCGUGAUAUAUCAGAUGCUCAUUACAAGGCUUGCCUAUAUGCUGGAAUUAACAUCAGUGGAACCAAUGGGGAAGUUAUGCCUGGGCAGUGGGAGUAUCAAGUUGGUCCUAGUGUAGGGAUUGAAGCUGGCGAUCAUAUCUGGUGUUCAAGGUACAUCCUUGAGAGAAUUACUGAACAAGCUGGUGUUGUCCUCACACUUGAUCCAAAACCAAUUGAGGGUGACUGGAAUGGUGCUGGAUGCCACACUAAUUUCAGUACCAAGAGCAUGAGGGAAGAUGGAGGCUAUGAGGUAAUAAAGAAGGCAAUUUUAAACCUCUCACUUCGCCACCUGGAGCACAUAAGUGCUUAUGGAGAAGGGAAUGAGAGAAGGUUAACAGGAAAGCAUGAGACAGCCAGCAUUGACACAUUUUCUUGGGGAGUGGCUAAUCGUGGUUGCUCUAUACGCGUGGGUAGAGACACAGAGCAGAAAGGAAAAGGCUACUUGGAAGACCGACGUCCCGCUUCAAACAUGGACCCAUAUGUUGUGACCUCAUUACUGGCAGAAACUACAUUGUUGUGGGAACCAACACUGGAGGCUGAAGCUCUUGCGGCUCAGAAGUUGUCACUGAAGGUCUAGCUUGUUUGACUGGUGGUAUUCUGGGUUGAGAGAGUCUCUUGGUGUUAUUUCGGGUGGGUUCUGGAAAGCUCUUCCACUUUCAUCUUUGUUCAGACUCUAGAAAAGAUCUUGUCUAGACAGAAGUUAAGAGUUGAGGGGCUGCAAUUCUAGUUUAUGAGUUUGUCGGGCGAGACCCCUAUUAUAUAGAUCAGAAAUAUCCUUGGCUGUACUAGUUUCUGGUUAAAUUUUCAUCGAUGAUUAUAUUCAAGUCUAAGACCUCAUCAAUAAGCAGCCAUGUUAUUAGCCCUUUUCAUUCUGUUUUGAUUAUUACUGAUGUGUUGCUUCCCUUUCUAUCCUUAUACAUACAAUAGGAGUGCCUUUUGCUUAUA
This is a messenger RNA of Neltuma alba, 1858 nucleotides long. RefSeq names its product glutamine synthetase leaf isozyme, chloroplastic. The transcript has 14 exons. Gene Ontology annotation, cellular component: cytoplasm. Lineage: Eukaryota; Viridiplantae; Streptophyta; Magnoliopsida; Fabales; Fabaceae. The record is from RefSeq and is a predicted model, not a curated record. Gene Ontology annotation, molecular function: glutamine synthetase activity. Bases 192 to 1490 code for a protein of 432 amino acids.